AUGGCCCUCCUAGCCUCAAAAGAUGCUACAGUCCACAAAGCCUAUUUUUUGUUCAAGACACUUAUGGUGCACAUCGAUAAGUCAAUCCAAGUACUAGGCGGAAAAUCAGCUCCGUGGAAACAGAAACUACGUCGGGCGUUGCUUAACAUAAAGAUAGAACUAGGAGAGCUCUACGAAAAGACAUUCCAACGCUUCGGGAUUAUGUAUGGAACUGGGACUUUGAUUGCGCCCCAAUACAAGGUUUCCGCUCUCGAUGGUGCCACGUCAUCAUGCCUGGGCCACCCCGAGCGCUACAUUGAAUAUCUAAAGAUCUUUCAUUUACAGUACCGACCGCAAAUGCCUACGAGCUUAUCUUACGUAAAUGGAAUGUCUCGUUCUCCGCAUUUGUUGGAACACGACCGGAUUCUGCACCCAUUGACUGGUCUGGUGGCCAGUUCAACGAAUCAGAAAGAUGAAGUUGGUCAAUAUCUUCGAGAAGGGGCUGUGAAUAUUUCGCCACGCGCUUACUGGAAAGAUCAUCAACACGAAUGGCCUGUUCUCGCUCGACUGGCUCGCGAUCUACUCUCCAUUCCGACUACGGGUGCUGGCUCGGAACGACUAUUUGCCAUGGCAGAGAAGAUCCAUCAUGUCCAUAGGGGACAUUUGGAUGAGUCGACCAUGCGUGACCUCGUGAUGUACACGUACUCGGAGGAGUCGAAAUCAGACAAGUAA
Penicillium verrucosum is the source of this 711-nucleotide messenger RNA. RefSeq lists its product as uncharacterized. Gene Ontology annotation, molecular function: protein dimerization activity. The transcript has 2 exons. The coding region runs from base 1 to 711 and encodes 236 amino acids. NCBI's taxonomy places the organism in Eukaryota, Fungi, Ascomycota, Eurotiomycetes, Eurotiales, Aspergillaceae. The record is from RefSeq and is a predicted model, not a curated record.